AUGAAAUGCCACCUGAACCCCAUAUUAGCCUAUUGCAUCCUCAUGAGUGGACGAGAAAGUGUCGAUAGAAAACUGUUGACGAAAGUCCAGGGCGACAAGAAACUAUUUCCGAUCAUGGACGCUUACCUGGCGGUCAAGGCACCCCUGGAAUAUUAUUUCCGAGACCGCCUAGCCGAAUCGGCCAUAUCUGAAUAUCAACAGGACUUUCUCUUCAAAGCUAUCCUAUCACAUCCUACUGCAAACCAAGCGAUAUCUCUGAAGGCAGUGAAAGGCUUCGUGAAAUCACUUGCAAACUAUGGUAGGUUUCCAUUACAAAGAGAUAUAUGUUUCCUCAUGAGGAACACCAACUGCUGGCAGACAGCUUCAGAUCUUUCUGUUGCACUCAUGAAUCAUGUGUCGCCGGAGCUACCGCAUGACGCUGAAUGGCAACCAUGCUGUAAGGUUUCGGAUGAGAAGGUCGGGCUCCUCUUCCACUGGGCCCAAGUGACAUGCGCACCUUCCUGUCGAUGUGCUCAUGGCUCAAUACGCCCAACAGCUGAUUACAGUAUGGUGUUACAGCUGAUGAUGGUACACGGUGCAGAUCUACAUGCCAAGUGUUAUUGGGGCGGUACAGUUUUUCAAGCCCUUCUGGACAGUUCCAUCGAGCGUAGAGAUGAUCAUGGUCCUCUUGACAGGAAGGCAAAAUUCCUGGCCCUUACCGAAAACGGAUUUGAUCCCACAAUCCUUGCCGAGAACGGCCAUGAUGCACUUCAAUCUGCAAUAUUGGCUUUCAAUAAUGGGACAUCUCGAUCACUCUAUGAGAUUGAUUCCAUUAUUGGCUACCUCCGGUUUUACGACAUUUACGCCAAAUGGCCAGAAGAGGAACAUGAAACUUUAGAUCUUGUCCAAUCCGCAAUCCGCUGGCCAACAGAGACGGACUGUGUGCAGAGGAACUCCCAACAAUCUACUCAAGGAUCAGUAAGACAACCAGAAGAACAUGCGGUUCAAGAAUCGACAGACUUAUACGGUGACGACCGCGAGGCUGACGCCCCUGAAGGCCCUCACUCGCCAGAACCUGCCCCCACAGCUCGGCGUCGCAGAACUCAGUCAGUCGAAAUUGACAAAGUUGACUCUGACGACGAACCAGACGACCCUCUCCCCCGGCCGCUGAGCCAGGACUUGCAGAAGAACGUUUCUAAGAUGGCGGAUGCCGUGGAGGAUAUACUAAAACUCAGAGCGGCAGAAGCUACCGUAACAAUGAACAAAUGGAAAACGACACUAGCGAGUAAUUGGAAGAAAUUAGAUUUGGGAUCUGUGAGUCGACCGAAAUUGCCAGCCGAGGAAUGA
Molecule: messenger RNA, 1326 nt
Organism: Exophiala bonariae
Lineage: Eukaryota; Fungi; Ascomycota; Eurotiomycetes; Chaetothyriales; Herpotrichiellaceae
Exons: 1
Coding region: 1-1326 (441 amino acids)
Source: RefSeq, a predicted model, not a curated record